This is a messenger RNA of Rotaria sordida, 1737 nucleotides long. Lineage: Eukaryota; Metazoa; Rotifera; Eurotatoria; Philodinida; Philodinidae. The record is from the annotation of a GenBank genome assembly.
AUGCAAGUGUCCAAAGUAAUUCUUUGCUGUUGGGCGCGAUCAUUUCUUCGAGAACCCUCUCAAUCUUCUACACUUAAGUUGUGGGCUUGGACACGUUGGGAUUCACGAUGGAAUGCUAUUGAUUUCAUUAUUAAUAAUUUUCCUGCAAUAAUAAAAGCACUUAAUGAUAUUAGUGAAGAAGGUAGUGGUUCAAGAUCAAUCAAUGCAGGUGGAUUAUUAGUUCAUGUAAAAAAAUCAAUUUUCAUCAUUACUUCAUUCAUUCUUCAUCGAUUAUUUGGCUUGAUUAAAGUCUUGAGUGAUCAUUUAAAAAAUUAUGUAUGUGGUGAACAUUUGAUAAUAUCGAUUAUUCAACAAAUACAAGAUCUUCGAAAUGAACAAUCAUUUCAACAAGUUUAUAAUAAACCAAAAAACUUUUGCGAUGUAAAUGGAAUUGAUUUCAUACAACAGUAUCGAUCAUGUCGUUUGACAACAAUUACAGCUAGAUUUGAAGCAUUUAUCAUCAAUUCAACACUUAGACAACGUGAAGUUUUAUCAUCAUCAACAGAUUUUAUGAAUCGAAUCUAUUUUCCUUUGAUUGAUUGCAUGUUAGUAGAGCUAAAUGAUAGAUUUUCAUCAAAAACUUUAUCAUUGAUGAAAAGUAUCUCUACCGUUUAUCCUGAAAGUAGUAAUUUUCUGAAUAUCGACGAUAUAGAAGAGUUUAGUCGUCAUAUGGAUACAGAUCCAAGUGCAUUAAAAAAUAAAUUUAUUGUUAUUAAAUCCAUGCUUCAAUCUAAAACGAUCAAUGACGUGAUUGAAUUUUUAAAUGAAUUACUUCAAUUGUCAAGCGCAUUUCCACAAACGUUACAAAUGAUUAAAAGUGCUACAACAAUGCUAAUCUCUCAAGUUACUUGUGAGAGAUCGUUUUCAAAGAUGAAGAUAGCCAAGAACUAUCUUCGAAAUUCAAUGACCGAUAAACGUUUAAGUGACUUGACAGUACUUGAAGUUGAACGUGAUUUUGACAUCAACUACGAACGAGUGAUAGAUAAAUUUUCAAGCAACCACAAGAACUGCAGAAUUUUAUUGCGUUAAGUUGUAUUUUUAGGUUUUUUUUAAAUAAAAGUAGCUGAUUUGUCUACAUAUAAGUGUGAUUGUUUUAUAUACUCAUACGAACCAAGUACAUUCUUAACGAAACAAAACAUUCGAAAAACGUUCAAUUACGUUUUGACAUUUUGAGAGUUGAGGGACUGAGCCCCCCCCCCCCCCUCCCCUCCCCAGAUGGAAAUUCCUGGCACCGCCCCUACUAAACACUCUACUUACGCGAAUAGUUUUCCUUCACGGCAAAAACAAAAAUAAUCAGUACUCAAUAUUCUUUGCCCAUUUUCCUAGAUAAAUUAACUGGCACAACCUAAAACAAAAGUUUCACUCGGCAGAAAGGUGAACGUCAGAUUUCUAUACUUCAUCAAAUUAUCACGCUAUGGUGAAAUCUUUUCAACAUUGUGAAAACCGAAAAUCGAGCAAAGAGGAAACAAGACAGCAUAAGAUGCUCGCUAAUAAAAUAUUAAACAACACCAUCUAGAAAUGAAUCUCAAACUCGAUCGAGCACAACACGAAAUAUGAUCGCCAUACGAUGUAAAAGAUAAUUCAAUGGAAAAAAUUUUCUACAUUCUGAGAGCGAAUGCAAGUGAAAGUGAGCAAAACUUGCUCACUAUUCAAAUAACUACUAUAGACCAUGUCCAAGCGAAUGUGUGACUCCAUGAA